Drosophila obscura is the source of this 5126-nucleotide messenger RNA. RefSeq lists its product as uncharacterized. Lineage: Eukaryota; Metazoa; Arthropoda; Insecta; Diptera; Drosophilidae. Gene Ontology annotation, cellular component: axon; plasma membrane. The record is from RefSeq and is a predicted model, not a curated record. Gene Ontology annotation, molecular function: cell-cell adhesion mediator activity. Gene Ontology annotation, biological process: axon guidance; homophilic cell-cell adhesion; dendrite self-avoidance. Bases 697 to 4677 code for a protein of 1326 amino acids. The transcript is spliced from 11 exons.
CCAAUAUUCCUCUUUGGAAUGGCGUACAUGUUUGGACGUGUUUGCUCCGCUCGGUGGGAAAGCUGCGGGCCCGCGUUCGCAAUUUCGUUGUAAUCCCAGCGCCGCCUCCGCGUAGCCGUCGUAUUAUCUUUGAGUCUGCUAACCGAAUCUUUUAAAUCUCAGUCCUUGUUGCGAGCGUUAUAUCUUUUGCCAAGCAGCGGGAGCGAAAAAGCAACAAACAAAAAAUGCCAAACAACAAAGCUUUGGGAGAAUUGUGCGCGUAAUUCCGUUGAUUUGGGCAGCGCUGUCCGUGUGCGUGAGCGUGUGGUAGUGCAAAAGGCAAUACGAAAUACAAACGUAAAACGGAAAUGCAAAGAAGAAACAACACAAAACAAAGUGAUUUGAUUUUUUCAAUCCCGCCGCCGCCCCAUCUUCGAAGGAGAGCCAGCAGAGCGCCAUCCAAGCAACAACAAUGAGAAAAUACUCAUCGUAGCGCCCGAAAUCGAAAGGCCAAAGCGAAGAGUAUUGGGAAGCAGCAACAGUUUUUGUAAUCGUCCCCCCACCACCCGAUAUAGGAUAUAGUCGCAGACUUUGUUUGGGGAUCGAACGCGCGAGCAAACCACCCGGAGGAGGAGUUGGAGUUGGAGGAGGAGGAGGAGCAGAAGCCAUCGGGCAAAGGGCAUACACGGCCAAGCGGAAUACACGUCGACGAUUGCAAUGUUUUUGUUUUACAAUCGAAGCCUCUUUGCCAUUGAACUGUUUGAGAUUCUGCUGCUGCUGCUGCCACUGCUGCUGCUGACCGAUAACAAUGGAGGACUGACCCUCACCAAUCAGCCAACAACAGUUGCUGCCGCCGUCUCACAACCGAAGAACACAAGCGCCCUCCGACCAUAUUUACAGAUCAAGAAGCAUUCCGUCACACGCGUGACGAUCAGCAAGCCGCAUGCCCCCUACUAUCUGCCCUGCGUGCCCAUACUGAAUCCCUACAGCAACUAUCAGGAUAACCAACCCAUUUACUGCAGCUGGUAUCGGAAUGGUGUGGCCAUCGAAAAGUUAUCCAUACGCAAAAGUGACUUUUUCAUCUACGAGAAUGGCACGUUGCGUCUGCCACCAAAUGAGCGGGCCAGCGGCGUUUAUCGCUGCAAGAUCGAAUGGGAUGAAUCGGCUGUCAUUUCCGACAGCAUAACCGUCGAGUAUCCAGUUAUCAAACGUUUCUUUCCGGGCCAACAGCAGGCGGCUAAUAUCAGCGCUUUGGAGAGCAAACCCCUUGUCCUCAGCUGUCCCUUUCUCAGUGUGCCCGCUGCACGGAUAAGCUGGUACUUUGCCAACGAAUCCCUGGCCAAUGACAACAGUGCUCUCAUCCUGUCGAAUGGCACUUUGAUUUUGCGGCAUUUACGCCGCGAACAAGCGGGCAAAUACAAAUGCUUGGCCCAGAACCCGUACGCCAGCAAGGCACACCGCCAGUUUGUGUGGCUGCUGCGCGUCGAGCCGAACGGUGGGCAGCGAGAGACGGCCGUGUCGGAGGCGCAGCUGUUGCCUGCGUUCCAGAAUGGCACCGUGUAUGUGGCUGCGGGCGGGUCCGUGCUGCUGCAGUGCCAUGCGGUGGCCGACUUUGUGCCCAUCGAGUGGUGGCUGAAGUAUCCAAACAAUACGCUGGCCAAGAUGAGCAACAACAGUGUGGCAUUGGCCAUCUCGAAUGCCAGUGUGUCGCGCCACGAGGGCCACUACAGCUGCAUCACGCCCCUGGAGACGCAGACGUUCCAUGUGAUUGUAACGACACCGCCGCGCAUUGUGGGCAGCCUGCCCGUCGAGCUCGUCUUCAUCAGCCUGUCAAAGACGCUCAGUUGCCGUGCCGAGGGCCAUCCGCGGCCGAGCAUCACCUGGUACCACAACGGACAGCAGCUGAACAGUUCCUACACGCGCUACAUCAGCGGCAAUGAUCUGCACAUCCACUCGUUUGACCCGGAGGAGGAGGGCAUCUACCAGUGCAUGGCCCGCAAUGUGGCCGGCGAGGACUCGGCCACCGGCGAGAUGCGCUUCAAGCGGCAGCUGGAGCAGGGCAAUCCGUUGCAGAAUAUACGCUGCUAUCCGCACAGCUUCCACACCAUCAACAUCACGUUCGACAGCAGCACCCUCGAGUCGAUGUUCGUGGUGUACAUUGUGCGCAGCAAUCCGCACAGCUGGACCUCCUUUGCCCCCAUGAAACUAAAUCACACCUCGUUCGUGGUCAUCUCCACCAAUCUGCCGGUCUAUCGGCCAUUUGCACUGAUCACACGCUUCCUGUAUCCCACCUCCGAGGUGCGCUCCGGCACCGCAGUGCCACAGCAAAUGAUUGUCAGUUCGCUGCGCAGCACGCCAGUCACCUGCUGCACCCAGGGAUUGAUGCUGCGUCCCAUCGGUUUGGGCAAUGACACCUACGUGAAGUGGUCGCAGGCCGAGCUGGACAACAAGAAGUACUUCAUACUGCAGUUCUCCAUCAAUCACACGCAUCCGCAUCCCAGCCAGCUGCUGAACGGGCCCCUGCACGGCACCCUGUCGCCCGUCGAGGAGAAGGUGGACGAGGUGCGCCGCCAUUUGACCAUCAUACAGCCGCUGAAUCAGACGGCCGCUGCCACCGUGCUGCGGAAUGCCGAGCACGAGGUGCUGGACAACGAGGUGGACGAUGUCACGCUCGAGAUGGAGGAGGACAUCUUCAGUUUGGUGGUGGACGCCAGUGUGACGGGCAUGCUGCUGCAGCGUUUCGUGCGCAUCAAGAUGCGGGUGCUGAUCAUCACCAGCGAGAACGAGUUCCUCGGCCAGGACUUUCGCUAUGUUCAGUGGAAGAUUAUUGAGAACGGCACCUCGGAGCAGUCGAAUAUGCCGUUUCGCUUGACCACCAUGGAGUCGCGGGCGCUGGCCUUCAAGUUUCUGGACAGCCUGAACGAGACGUGUGUGUACGAGUGCCAUUUGGUUAAGCCCAUGCACAACACCAAUCAGGAGUCCAAGUGCCAGGAGCGCACCAUAUUCAACUCUGUGCUGCUGGUGAGCGGCCUCAGUGCCAACGAGCGAUACAAUUUCCAUUUCUACAACUGCAAGACGCGCAUCUUCUAUGGCGAAAUGGAUGUGCGCACCCUGCCAGAUCCUCCUGGCACCAUCAGCAAUUCAAAAUUGAUUAAGCAGAAUGGCCUGAAACUGAUAUGGGAACCGCCAGUGAACCCCAAUGGACGGGUGCAUCACUACAACAUCAUUUGGACGCUGGACAGUGUGAUGCACGAGGCGAAUGUGCUCGAGUGCAGCGUCUGCUCGUACAAGUUUCCCAAUGUCUCGGUGUCGGAUAAAAUUCAUGUGGCUGUUCGCGUGGUGGGCGAGACGGGCGUGGGUGCGCCCAUGUACUUCGAUAUGGCCAGCAAUAGCCACAAUCUGCUGGAGGAGGAUCGCGCCUCAUCCCGUUCGGAGGUGUACAGCGGCAUUGCCAUCGGCUCGCUGCUGUCCAUCGCCUGCGUGCUUGUCUUUGGGCUGUUCAUCAUACUGCAGCAGCGACGGUUCAAGGCACGGGUACAGGGUCCCACGCACCUCACCACGCCCACGGACAUCAAUUUCGGGAACCUGAGCAGCGCCUCGGGCAUGCCCGGCGAUAGCGCUGGCGGCCUCAGUGGCGGCACACUGCAGCAGGACUGCCACGAGAUGCAGACGCUCAUUCCACGCUCGCGCUACCACAUCGAGCUGCUGCCGGAGCACACGCUGGAGUACCAGACGAGCACGGCACACGCUGCCUCCGUCCACCUGCCCAAUGGCAAUGGCAGUGUCGCCCAGAUUGUCGCCCGACGGCCCGACCGCGAGGGGCACUCAGAGUUGAGCAUUGCGGGGGUGCAUAAUCUGUCGCAGCUGCCGCUGUGCGGCGGCGGAUCGCCGGAGCGCAAGACGGUGCAGGAUGCCAUGCUGCAGGAGGCGAAGGCCUUUUACAUACCCUACCGCCACACGCCGCCCAAUGCCGUGGCACUGGGGUCAGCCGGUGGCUCCAAUGCCAGACACAAACAAUGUUCCUCAAGCAACGGCGACGGCGGCAGCGGCAGCAGCUGCCUGGAAGUGGCUGUGCCGCCCAACUCUCUGCCGCUGGUCGCCACGGUAACGGGCCUGGGUGGGGGCGGCGGCAGCAGUGCCAGACGCAGCGGCAGCCUCAGCAGCAGCAGUGCCAGCAGCAGCAGCAACGGCAGCAGCAAAAAGCAAUUCCACACGAACUUUGUGCGCCAUUCGAAUUCCAACGAUGGCAUCUGUCUGCUGGCCGAGGAGGAGGCGGCCGCCACCCUGACACCCACCUCGGAGCAUGAGUAUGCUGCCGUCUGUCUCACCAAUGGUUUCAAGUUACCCGCCGACAUGACCAAGCAGGCGAGGUCAGCCGCCGCCAAUGCCUCCAAAUACAGCAGCAGCAGCAGCAAUAGCAACAGCAACAACAACAACGGCAGCAGCAGCAGCAGCAACAGUCAGAAUAAGUCGGCUGCCGGCCAGCCAAAGGAUCGCCAGCGAGGCAAUGGCAAUCCGAUCUCGUUCAGCCACAAUGCAUCCAUAGUUCCUGCCAACGGACCACAGGCCACGGCCGUUGACAACACAGCCACUGCCACUGCGACAGCCACAGCCAGUGGCCAAGUGGCAAUGGGCAAGCAGCCCUGGCCGGCGGCGCAAGUGGUCCACCGCCGGGCACAGGUUGAUCCCAAUGGGUGAGACAGCAGCAGCAGCAGCAGCCACAUCCACGGGGCAGCAGCCGCCCCGCCAAGCCAAGCAAAAGUAUUUUUAUGAAGCUACAAAAGAGAGAAGGAAAGAGGAGAGAAGAGGAGUAUGGAAACCACAUUCACAGCUCGAAACAUUCCAAAAGACGAUGAGGAUGAGGAUGAGGAGGAUGCAUCCACUAUAUGCGUUUAGCUAGAUGGGUACAGAUGUAUGGUGAUGAUAAGCAUUUAUAAAGAAUACAUUUUAUAAAUGUAGAUAAUUAUUUAAUAAUAACUGGAAACUGGAACUAUGGGAGAAAUGAUUCGAUAAGGAUAUGAUAUAUUUAUAAAACAUACACACACACACACAUGCAUACAUACAUACAUAAAAUACAUAUACGCUAAGUUUUAAGCUAUAGGUUUUGUGUCUUGCGAUUUUGUGUUUUUACUAUAUUUUUAUUAUUG